This is a messenger RNA of Prunus armeniaca (apricot), 558 nucleotides long. NCBI's taxonomy places the organism in Eukaryota, Viridiplantae, Streptophyta, Magnoliopsida, Rosales, Rosaceae. The record is from the annotation of a GenBank genome assembly.
AUGGAGAUUGAGGAGCUAAGCAACUGCGAGGCACUGCCUUUGCUCUCUUUAAAUCAUGUGUCUUUGUUAUGCAGAUCGGUGUGGAAUUCUUUGAGGUUCUAUGAAGAAGUCUUGGGCUUUGUUGUCAUCAAACGCCCUUCUUCUUUCAACUUCAAUGGAGCCUGGUUGUAUAACUAUGGGAUCGGGAUACACUUGAUUGAAAGUCCAGCCAUGGAAGACUAUGAAUCUCGGCCAAUCAAUCCCAAGGACAACCACAUCUCCUUCCAAUGCACUGAUGUUGGACUUGUUAAGAGGAGGCUGCAAGAUAUGGGGAUGAGGUAUGUGACAGCCGUGGUGGAGGACGAUGGGGUCAAGGUCGACCAGGUGUUCUUCCAUGACCCAGACGGGUAUAUGGUCGAGCUCUGCAACUGCGAGAACAUCCCAAUCAUUCCCAUCUCUGCUUGUGCCUUCAAACCCAGAGGUAGUAGUUUCAAGAAGGCAUCGAUCAGUAAGUGCGGAUUCAUGGAAACUGUCAUGAUGGAAAGCUUAAGCCUGGACAUGAUGAACUUCUCAUUUUAA